Cynoglossus semilaevis (tongue sole) is the source of this 2763-nucleotide messenger RNA. RefSeq names its product Rab interacting lysosomal protein (gene rilp). The record is from RefSeq and is a predicted model, not a curated record. The transcript has 8 exons. Gene Ontology annotation, cellular component: cytoplasm; ciliary basal body. Lineage: Eukaryota; Metazoa; Chordata; Actinopteri; Pleuronectiformes; Cynoglossidae. Gene Ontology annotation, molecular function: protein dimerization activity; dynein light intermediate chain binding; small GTPase binding. Bases 433 to 1743 code for a protein of 436 amino acids. Gene Ontology annotation, biological process: cilium assembly.
UGAACCUAUAUGACUGACGCCCACGUUUGCUGCCUGCUGCAGAAUGAAGCGUGACAACUCGGCUCAGCCCGACAGAGCAGAAGAGCGUUGGUGAGCGGUUGCUCAAAUCCCAUUGGUCAGCAGAGUAGGCGGGUCUUCCUGCACUCGGACUCUCCUGGACUCCGAGCAUUUCCCCAGGACUCCGUGUUCUCGUGUUUGCUUUUGAGUUCAUGUGAUCGCACAGGUUUGUUGUGGGAAGGGAAGCAGGUCAAGUUCAGACUCGUCCUCGAUCUGCUGCAGCAGCAACACCGACAAGCAGUCAGUCAUGUUUCCGCACCUGAACGCAGCACGAGCCACAGCUCUCGGUCCGUUUUCACUAUCACUUUAGGCCAGUGCGGGUUAAAUCGACAGGUUUGAGAGCGUGUUGAACUUCAAAGCUCGGUCGGAUCUGCCAUGGAAGAACCAGCAACGUUACAGGGGUCCAGAUCUGGACCCACGGAGAGCUGCUUUGACAGGACUUAUUCGGCUCUAAGCCUGGACGAUGUGUACGAAAUCGCCAAAGUGAUCGGUACCGAGGUGGAGAAGCUGAUCGACGGCUACGGCAAAGAGAGCGUCCUGGGGCUGGUGCCCAGGAUCGUGAAGGUGCUGGAGCUUCUGGAGAGCUUCGUUUCCACAAACCACGCUCACAAGCUGAGGGAGGAAGAGCUGCUGAAGACGUUCGAGGCGAUUCAGCUUCAGCAGCAGAGGAAACAACGUUCGGGAGGCAAGGAGGGGGAGGAAGGCUGCGCGGAGAGGAGCCAAACACGGGAGCUGCAGCAGAAGGAGGAGCAGUGGAGGACGAGGUGUGAGGAGCUCCAGGUCCAGGUGCAGCAGCUGCAGGAGGACAGAGAGGAGUUGCAGAGCAGGCUAAAGGGCAGCAACGCACAGGAGGACCACAAGCAGCGUCAGGAGCGGGAGGUGAUGCUGAAGCUGAAGCAGGUGGUGGACAAACAGAGGGAUGAGCUGAGAGCCAAAGGUCAGGAGAUCACCACCAUCUCCAAAGAGGUGGAGGCGCUCCAGGAGCAGCUGGACCGCUUCAUGAAGAUGAACGCCGAGCUGCGGCACAAGCAGAACGUGCUGCAGGCUCAGCUGAAGAGCAUGGUGGAGAGGAAGGCCGACGUGGAGGCCGAUCUGAAGGAGAAAUCCAAAGAGAUCGAGAACCUCCAGACGCAACUGAGCCGAACCAGCGGGGGCAGCCCUAUUAGCUGGGGUCAGAGAUCCCGCGGUUCCUCCAGAGCCUCAUGCGGCGAGCAGAACGAUCCAGAUCAACCAUGCUUCACCAAGAAGGAGGUGCGUGACAUCAUCUUCGAGAGGAACGAGCUCAAAACCAACCUGUUCCUGGUGCAGGAGGAGCUCAACUACUACCAGAGGGAGAUCCUAAACGAGGAGCGCUGCCCAGGUUUCCUCUUGGAGGCCGUGCGCUCGGCCAUCAAGAAGAGGAGAACGCUCAUCAAGGCCAAGAUGCUGGGGAUCUCUGUGAAUGAAUGCAGCAGCAGUGAUGAAGAGGAGAGGAGCUCCCUGUUUGGACAGACAGAAGUGGACGGACAUGGAGUGGACCACACUGACAAACCAGCCGAGUCACGCAUUAGAAACUUCUUCGGCUUCCUGACUCGCUCCGGCAGCGGACGUAGCCCCGCCCACAUGAGUAACUCUGCCUCUGGAUGGGAGAUCAUCGGAGACUCGGAGGCUGCAUAUGAGACAGAUCAGGGAUCUGAGUCUUCCUGAACCUGGCGCCGUUCGCAGCUCUAACAUCUGCAGGACCUCGACGCAAAAGCUAAGACAAAACCCACAGUUUUACCUCCAAACGUAGAGUGAGAGUUUUGUUUGAAGAUUUUUAUUUUAUUUUCUAACCGUGAACUAAAAAAACAAACGACAAAAACGAAUGGCACGGUGAAUUUACUGAUCUAGUCACGGUGACAUGAGGUCAGUGUUUGUUUGCUUUAAACUUCGACCUCUCAUUUGAGGAUUAAAAGAAUAAAUGAAACAAACACUAUAUUUUCUCUCAUUCCCCUUUCCCUCCUGUGAUAAAUAAGAGGAAGUGAGAGUUUUAUUAUCAGAACAAAAACCAACAGCUCUGUUUACUGCAGAAUCUUCGGACAUUUCUAAGACACAAAAUAAUCCUAUUUAAAAAAAAAAGACUUCUCAUUUUUAAAUACACAAUAUGUUUUAUUUGUGUUGUCGUUUGUAUUUAAAAAAAAUCUAUGUACACUUCGAUAUUUAUAUGAAUAUUCAGCGUUUAAAGCGAAACCAAAGAUAUAACAGUAUAGUGUGCACCGUACCCCUUGUCCACCAGAGGGCAUUGUUUCUUUUUUUUUUAAAUUUUUAAUUGAAGCACUUUCUAUUUGACAGAACGUUGCACCAGAACCUUUUACCAUUGUAUAUUAUUAAACGAGUGCAAAACAAACAAAAAAAAAAUAUUUUCUUAACUUUUCAGUCUUUAGUCUUUGCACUGUGCCACAGUUUUUAAAGUGUCAAAUGUUUUUUCAAAUUCAAAUGUGUGAAGUAUUUUGUGAAUAUGAUCUGACAGAGCCACUCAGCUCAAUAGCAGUGGUCAGUCUGUCCAGUGAUGUAACGCACUGUAUGUUUUCCUGCGUAACGUCUGUUUUUGUAUGAAAACAGUAUGAAAUAAUAACUUGUAUGCUGAAAAUUGUAUUUCUAAGAUCUGAGUUGUCUUGUGACUGAAUAUAAAUGUGUUUUUUCUCAUCAUGAAAUGGCACGAUUCAAAUAAAUCCAUUCAACUCUGUC